This is a messenger RNA of Paecilomyces variotii, 3247 nucleotides long. RefSeq names its product putative DNA repair protein Rad4. The record is from RefSeq and is a predicted model, not a curated record. The transcript has 4 exons. Gene Ontology annotation, molecular function: single-stranded DNA binding; damaged DNA binding. Gene Ontology annotation, cellular component: cytoplasm; XPC complex; nucleotide-excision repair factor 2 complex. Lineage: Eukaryota; Fungi; Ascomycota; Eurotiomycetes; Eurotiales; Thermoascaceae. Gene Ontology annotation, biological process: mismatch repair; nucleotide-excision repair. Bases 124 to 3114 code for a protein of 996 amino acids.
AGAGGAACAGUGAUAAUCAAACAAGUGAAGAAGCAUCUAGUGAAAAUGACGAAAGAUGCUAUGAUCUACGAUGUUUUGAAAUAAUAACUUUCAACAUAUGUCUAUACCUUGAAGACUUUUGGUAUGGCUCGUACUUCCUCUUCCCAUCCCCAGCGAGGCAGGGCGGGUCGCGGACGUCCAGCGAGACACAGGGAGAGUGACGAGGAUGAAGAGAUUCCAGAGCUGUACAGGGAGAUGCUAGCUGAGGCUGAUGCUCGCGCCAAAAAUCAACCGGACGCGGAUGAUCGUCCUAUCAAACGGAGAAGAGUGGGAGAGCGACGAGUAGCACCCCCCGAAAUCAAGCCUGAUGAGGCAACAGCACCUUUGCAGAGUCCAGAUGCAGGUCCUGCUAAACAGGUCCAAAUCGCAUACGACUCGGCCGCUUCCGAUGAUUCGGAUAUGGAAUGGGAAGAAGUUGACAUUGAGCAACGAUCGACUAAUGCACCGGAGGCUUCUACUCAGGCUGAAGGAGCAAAUGAGCCCCUACAGAUCACACUGGGCCAGCAUGGUGCCACUACGCCCAAGCCUGCCGUCCCACGACGGAAAGCUAUAACAGCAGUGGAGAGAAAGUUACGUCUUGACGUCCACAAAGUCCAUCUCUUGUGUCUACUCAGCCAUGUCCAGAUACGCAACCUGUGGUGUAAUGACGAUGAGGUCCAGGGGUUCCUGAGACCAAUGCUGUCAAAGCAAACGAGAAACUUCCUUAACCCCAAGGAAGGGAUGUCGCAGUUCACUAGGUCGACUACAUUUGUCGAUGGCCUAAAACAAGCCAGUGACGCUUUCUCUAGGAGAUUUCGUGUUACGGAAUCAGGAUUCAAGAGGCCAUACUGGGCAGAAGACCGCAGAGACCUAGAUAAGAGAACGGAAGCGAUUAUGCAAGGCGUUGAGACAAUUGUAUCCAAAGAGGAUUUCCGAAAACAGUCAAAGACAAUGCAAGGAUCGCGAGAUUUCGGGGCCCAGCUGUUCUGUGCAUUACUGCGUUCUGUGGCGGUAGAGACGCGGCUAGUUUGCUCUUUACAGGCCAUCCCUUUCACUGGAACUGUGAAAGGCUUCAAUCCAGUCGAGACAAGUCCAAAGUAUAUUGUGAUAUCCUCGGAUGAUCAUGAUGGUUCAAGCGAUGAUAAGUCGCGUUCACAAACGCCAGCAACCAGCACUCCACCACCGAGAAUUCGCAGGAUAGGCCAACCUCAGUUCACCCCUUCUGUUCGCCGCCCUGUGCAUACAGUCCAGCGGACAACCACCCUACGACGUUCCGAAGAGUCCCCGUAUCCAGUCUUCUGGGUGGAAGCAUUCAACGAGGCUGUUCAAAAAUGGAUACCCGUUGAUCCCAUCGUCACAAAGACGGUUGCUAAGCCUACCAAAUUUGAACCUCCAGCCAGCGAUCGUUACAAUGCCAUGAGUUACGUCGUAGCGUUUGAGGAUGAUGCAUCUGCUAGGGACGUGACUAGGCGGUACACAAAAUCAUAUAACGCAAAAACUUUACGAAACCGUGUUGAAAGCACCAAAGGAGGAGAGAAAUGGUGGCAGAAGACAAUGUCCUUUUUCGAGAAGCCGUUUAUGGACGACCGAGACCAGGCUGAGACUGGAGAAUUGACGGCGAAGACUGCGGCGGAGCCGAUGCCCCGGAAUGUGCAGGACUUUAAAGACCACCCGGUGUACGCACUGGAGAGACAUUUACGUCGAAAUGAAGUCAUCUUCCCCAAGCGUGUCAUUGGACAGGUGGCUGUUGGUAAAUCUGGAUCUAAGAACCAGGUUUUGGAGCCUGUUUAUCGCCGUGGUGAUGUUCAUACUGUCAGGAGUGCUGACGGCUGGUACCGUCUUGGAAGAGAUAUUAAAAUCGGAGAACAACCUCUGAAACGUGUUCCAGCGAACAGAAACAAAGUCCUGGAAACAAAUGAUGAUGAAGACGAUCUCGAAGAAGCUGCUGAGACCCCACUCUAUGCUGAAUUUCAGACCGAGCUCUAUACCCCUCCACCAGUGAUCAAAGGGAAAGUACCCAGGAAUGCAUACGGAAACAUAGAUGUUUAUGUUCCAAGUAUGGUCCCGCCUGGCGGGUUCCAUUUGAAACAUCCAGAAGCUGCUCGCGCUGCCAGGAUAUUGGGCAUCGACUACGCUGAUGCUGUGACAGGUUUCCAGUUCAAAGGGCGACAUGGAACAGCUGUCAUUCAGGGCAUAGUGGCUGCUAAUCAGUACCGCGAGGCCCUCGAAGAAGUCUUGCGGUGCCUUGAGGAUGACCGUCUUCAAGAAGAGAUUGAGAGAAAGACCGCUGAGGCUCUCCGACUUUGGAAACACUUCCUGGUCAAGCUCAGGAUUGCCGAGAGAGUGAAGAACUAUGCAGUUGAGGGCGAAGACGUCAAUAAAGUUGAUUCUCCUCUAGACGAUAAUAAAGAAGAAGAAGAGGAACUUGGCGGUGGCUUCUUUCCCGAAGAUGGUCAGGAAAUAGCAGAACCUACUGCGGGCACUGGAUCCUUCUCUGGAUUCCCCAGAGAAAUCGAAAAUCCAGAACAACUUGCCUCUUAUAGUGGGGAUGACGGUGAUGGUGAUAGUGGAGGUUUCAUUCCCGAAAGUGGCGGGGAGGAACUCAAAGACGCAGAAUCCGUACUACCUGAACAGAGCAACGACCCCGGGGCAGAUGCUAAGGCGCUAGGUACAUCGACAAAGCCUCAUUCGCGCUACACUCUCGUUGUUGUCCCUAACGAUGGGACGAAAAAGGAGGCAAACGCGGCUGUGGACUUGACUGCUAGGAGGCCGUCUGAUACCGCAGCUCGCCGCUUCCAGCUUGGCACAGCAGAAAGCAACGAAAGGGGUAUUCAGCUAAAACAUGAAAUCGCUGUUUUAAAUUGCGUACAGGGUUCCUCAGAGACACCGAUCACCGUGGAUUCCUCCAGCGAACCUAAUUCCAAGGCUGCUAGCGUGCAAGUCGUUUCAGCACCAGAGUCAGAGAAUCAAUCUCAUGCAGAGGCUCCCGAAACCGAGAAGACUCCUCAAUCGGAUGAUAGCGUCUCGGAGGUUUCCUUACUAUCCCACGACCCUGAAGAUGAGGAUGCAGAGCCAGAGUGGUUGCUUUCUGAUUAGGCGACUUCUCUGCACGACCAAACCCAGUUCAUUUUGCUCUUAUUCUUGCACGUCUUUUGGUUGGCGCAGGAACCCCAUGUUAGAGACAUGUUUUGAGCAGAUAUGGUCUAAAUCCAUCAAUCACGGAUACCUU